AUGGAGAAAUCUUCUAUCUUAGGUUUAAUUCCAAUAAGAUUUCUAGAACCUCUUCUAAAGAACUUGUGGCGUCAAUCAUCUACAGUCGAGGUAACAUCCUUCCAGUGCGGGGGUUUCGCAAUUGGCAUCACAACCAGUCAUACAUGCUUUGAUGGACUUAGCUUUAAAACAUUCUUAGAAAACCUUGCAUCAUUUGCUUCUAACACACCAUUAGAUAUGACACCAUGCCAUAAUAGACAACUCUUAGCCGCACGAUCUCCUCCACGUGUUAGCUUCCCCCAUCCCGAGAUGGUCAAACUUGAUAAUAUAACUAAAUCGAGUGUCUUUAAAGCCUCCUCAGAAGAACUUGACUUUAAAGUUUUUCGAUUAAACUCUAAGCAUAUCAAUACCCUUAAGGAAAAAGCAAAGGGUAACAACAAUGUUCGUGUCACGAGUUUUAAUGUCAUCAGUGCACAUCUAUGGAGAUGCAGGACGUUAUCUGGCACGUGUGAUCCUGAUAAGUCAUCGACUAUACUAUAUGCGGUUGACAUACGUUCCAGAUUGAAUCCUCCAUUGCCGAAAGGAUACAUCGGGAAUGCGAUUUUAACUGCAUACGCUACAAUGAAGUAUGAGGAAUUAAAGGAAUGUGAAUUCUCGAGGUUGGUGGAGAUGGUUGGGGAGGGUUCAAGAAGAAUGAAUGAUGAGUAUGCAAGGUCAAUUAUUGAUUGGGGAGAGUUGUAUAAUGGUUUUCCAAAUGGGGAGGUUUUGGUGUCUUCAUGGUGGAGGUUAGGGUUUGAAGAAGUGAAGUAUCCAUGGGGAAAGCCAAAGUAUUCUUGUCCAGUGGUGUAUCGUAACAAGGAUAUUAUAUUAUUAUUCCCUCCUUUUCAUGGAUCAACUGAAGGUGGUGAUGAUGGAGUAAAUAUAAUACUGGCUCUUCCUCCUAAAGAAAUGGAAAAUUUUCAAAGCCUCUUUUACACGUUUUGA
This is a messenger RNA of Vicia faba (fava bean), 963 nucleotides long. The record is from the annotation of a GenBank genome assembly. Lineage: Eukaryota; Viridiplantae; Streptophyta; Magnoliopsida; Fabales; Fabaceae.